AUGCUGGUUAUGCUGAGGGAACAAAAGAAGGCGUCACUACCCGCACUGCGUUUGUUGGACAGCAGUAACAGGAAGAACACGCUCUUCUUGCAGCGCAUACGACAAGCGAGGGGAAGUCGCGGGCGCAUGCUACACGCACCCCAUUCUCAUAGUAGCAUCUUAGCAUCUUAUAUUGCGCCCGGUUCGAAAGCAAUGCCAUUCGUACCGAGGGUUGUG
Molecule: messenger RNA, 216 nt
Organism: Iphiclides podalirius (scarce swallowtail)
Lineage: Eukaryota; Metazoa; Arthropoda; Insecta; Lepidoptera; Papilionidae
Source: the annotation of a GenBank genome assembly